AAACAAAUCUGUUUCACUUCAGUCCAUUUCGUUGCUUUCUCACAUGGCAGCGAAUCCAGCUCAAGCACCGUUCAGGGAACAGCUGAGCGCGUUGGCCGCAUGUCUUGGCGUCUCAGUCGAUUUGGCGCCAAUUUCAGAACUUACCACCCAGCUUGCCCAACGCGCCAAGCUCAAGCAGCUUUUGAAUGGUCAACAAGCGGGCACUGAUGCUCCAACUGACAAGCAGAAAACCGAUGCCGCAGCUGCACUCCUGGAGUUGGAAUUAUCUCUCAGCUGUGCCAAGCUGGUGGUCCGCAAUUUGUUGGGAGCUAGGUUGCUUGGGGCGCUGAAUGACGAGCUUAACUCCAAGCUAGCUACCGACCAAAGUGUCCAGCAAGUCGAACAGCUGCGACGGCAGCUUGCUGCAACGAACAUCACUGGCCCCUCGUAUCCCACCGAUGUUCGCGAGCUGAAGCGUGCCCCGGACCAGCAACGAGCCCGGGAAGAUUGGCCUGAGGCUGUCGACCCUGUCUACCCACGCCACAACACGACCAAAGAGAUUCUGACCGAAAUUCACGAAUCGUUUUUUGGCACUCGCUUGGCUCGCGACCGAUUCAGAUUUUUGCAAGUCGCCACCAUGAGCGGUAUGGGCAAAACAACCUACGGCGCGAACAUUAUCACGCACCUCCUCAAGGCUCUCGAGAAUCCGGCAGCGGAUCUCGGCUUUCCAGAGAAGCACAGGUCAUUGUUGAUUAAUCUGCUCACCCAUUGUACGCAGACCGUCUUCAUUGAUUUCAACGGUCGAGGCGACGGUCUCGCAUCUGCAGAUGACUUUGGCACCGACGUCUGGCUUGCCAAACGUCUUGCUGCUCGCGGCCUGCUGGACUUGCCCAUCAAGAGAGUUCGUGAUUUGCUGAGUCGGAUGAGCGACCUCGACGUCAAAUCGGUCAUCCGCGAGCUCUGGCGACGCUUGCGCGAGCGCCAGCAGAUUCCCGACGAUGAACACGCUCUUUUGAUCAUCCACAUCGAUGAAUAUCAGCUCGCCCACCGCUUCCUGUGUGAACAUGAAAACAAGACCUCGCAAGCCGCCAGCCGCGCGCUUGCUGAUGCCUUCAAUGAAAUACUCGCAUGCAACAUGGGCUCAGAUGAGAACACUGUGGUGGUACUUUUGACAGCCACUUCAACCGCCGGUUUGACCCAGCACCCGCUCACGACUCAUAGGAUGAAAAUGGUGUAUCUGGAGCCGCUCCCGCUUUCUACUGCCCUAGACCUACUUGAGACGAAAUGGUUGGCAUCUUCAAGCCAGCUCCACCCAUCGUGGCGGGACAACGUCCAGUUUUGCCAGUUUGUUCAAGAUGUCGGCGGUGCUCCGACUCUCCUCCAAGACCUUUCGUGGCAUACUCAGCUCGGAGCAGCGCCCGGGAAGGACAACGUCAAAACUGUCCUUUGGCAGCUUGCAGGAUCGCUGCAACCCCGAACUACAAGCAACAUCGAAGCGUUUGCAAAGUCCACAGACAACAUCCUUCAGCUGGCUGAUCUCACGCUGACCCAGCAGUCUGUUCCGGCAUCGACAGCUAUUGAUCAGGUGACGAUUGAAAGGCUCGCAUUCGAAGGGAUUCUGACUCUGGCUCCAGGCGCUGUUGGCGAGGUCGUGGUCGGUUGUCCUAUUCCGUUCAUGAACUACCUGCUCAACCAGAACUUUGCAACGACUUGCGGGCAUGCAGUGCAUUUGUUUCAGAUCCCUUUCGAGUCUGUUGGAGACGGGGAUAUUUUCGAAACCGCUGCGCACUUGUCGUUGACGGCACAUCUCCGCUUGCUCGUUCAAACUGGUCAGGAUCGCAAUGUCGCCAGCCUUCUGCGCAUCAAAAACCUUACCGACCUUCGCGGUUUUGCUCAGGCUACCGCACUUCUCCACGCCUUCUCCCCGUCUGCUUCUUACGUGCCGAUCAUCGAGGACACGCAGAUUCUGUCCAACAGCAAUUCGACCUUCGAGUUCUUCACUCGUCGGGUUCAAGGAAGAAGCCCCUGGUCCCUCAAGCAAGAGGAUUUCGGCUCGAUGGCCUCCUGUGUUGACACCCCAGCAAGCCGCAUUCCGGUAGUUCAGACGCUGAAAAACACUUAUGGAGUCGACAUGUGGGUCUUGCUUCCCGCUGAGCACAAAUUGUACGCAAAGACGAAACCCGUGUUGCUUCUCUUCCAAUUCAAGCAUCGUCAAGCCGUGAGUCGAGACAAAUUUUUCAGAGAUACCCAUGACACGAUCCAAACGACUCUGAAACAGGUGACCGCAGGUGUUACAGACUCGCAGACCGGCGAGACCUGCGACGUACUGAUGGUCGUGAUGGUAUCUGGAACCGCGAGUCAAAGCCUGAAAGAAGCCACUCGUCUUGCGGCAGAUCGGAAAUGGGCCAAAGAACUGGCAACAUUCAACGAGCAACCCGACCCUCGUGUGAUUGUUCUCAUGGGCGAGGAUGUGCGCCGAAUUGUGCCUUUCAUGUGGUCGCGCUUUCCCGACACGGGUGACUGGGUCGUGCCGAACGAGGACGAUUCGUCCAGCCAGGAUUCGAGUAUGGCGGAUGGUUCGUCAAGCCAGACUGAUGAUUCUUCCACUGAUCAGUAGCAUUUGGACCUGUCUGUUUCUUGCUGUCUGUCUUUCAGUUCACGAAGCUCUUUGCUCGUGCUCUUUUUGCAAAUCUAUGAUGUGUUAGACAGCUCGACUGUUCCAACGACAACAUCUUUCCGUCAUUGCAUUGUUUCAACUUGUUUCGAACAAGUUCUUUUUGUUUCAAUCAGUUUUGGAACACGGUUUUUGUUGUUUGAGACUUUUGGGUGUUUGUAUUCAAGGCCAGAAAAAAAAAAUCAAACAAAAACACCACAACUUGAACAAACUGCAUUGAAAAAAAAAAAACCAACUUAACCAUGCACCAUAGUUUUUUUUUUUC
Messenger RNA from Capsaspora owczarzaki ATCC 30864, 2918 nucleotides. RefSeq lists its product as hypothetical. The record is from RefSeq and is a predicted model, not a curated record. Bases 44 to 2596 code for a protein of 850 amino acids. Lineage: Eukaryota; Filasterea; Ministeriida; Capsasporidae. The transcript is spliced from 4 exons.